Phacochoerus africanus (Common warthog) is the source of this 1640-nucleotide messenger RNA. RefSeq names its product zinc finger TRAF-type containing 1 (gene ZFTRAF1). Bases 16 to 1239 code for a protein of 407 amino acids. Lineage: Eukaryota; Metazoa; Chordata; Mammalia; Artiodactyla; Suidae. Gene Ontology annotation, molecular function: zinc ion binding. Gene Ontology annotation, cellular component: nucleus. The transcript is spliced from 4 exons. The record is from RefSeq and is a predicted model, not a curated record.
GGCCGGCCGGCCGCAAUGUCCGGCGCCGAGGAGGCCGGCGGGGGUGGCCCGAACGCAGGGCCAGCCGGCUCCGUGCCGGCCGGAGUCGGGGCCGGCGCUGGGGUCGGGGCCGGGGUCGGGGCCGGGCCCGGGGCGGCCGCGGGACCGGCGGCGGCGGCGCUAGGCGAGGCCGCGGGGCCCGGGCUCCCAGACGAGGCGGGCCUGGCCGGCGCCCGGCAGCUGCAGGAGGCGGCCGGCGACCCCGACGCGCCGCCCAAGAAGCGGCUACGGGCGGCCGAGGCGGCCGAGGCGGCGGCGGCGGCGGCGGCGGCGGGCAGCGGGAAGCUAGAAGAGCGGCUCUACUCGGUUCUGUGCUGCACGGUCUGCCUGGACCUGCCCAAAGCCUCCGUGUACCAGUGUACUAACGGUCACUUGAUGUGCGCUGGCUGUUUUAUCCACCUACUAGCAGAUGCCCGGCUGAAGGAGGAGCAGGCCACGUGCCCCAACUGUCGUUGCGAGAUCAGUAAGAGCCUCUGCUGCCGCAACCUGGCCGUGGAGAAGGCCGUGAGCGAGCUGCCCUCCGAGUGUGGCUUCUGCCUGUGCCAGUUCCCCCGCUCCCUCCUGGAGAGGCACCAGAAGGAGGAGUGCCAGGACAGGGUCACCCAGUGCAAGUACAAGCGCAUCGGCUGCCCGUGGCACGGCCCUUUCCACGAGCUGACCGUGCACGAGGCCGCGUGCGCCCACCCAACCAAGACGGGCAAUGAGCUGAUGGAGAUCCUGGACGAAAUGGACCAGAGCCACCGCAAAGAGAUGCAGCUCUACAAUAGCAUCUUCAGCCUGCUCAGCUUCGAGAAGAUCGGCUACACAGAGGUGCAGUUCCGGCCGUACCGCACGGACGACUUCAUCACGCGCCUGUACUACGAGACGCCGCGGUUCACGGUGCUGAACCAGACCUGGGUCCUGAAGGCGCGCGUCAACGACUCGGAGCGCAACCCCAACCUGUCGUGCAAGCGCACGCUGUCCUUCCAGCUGCUCCUCAAGAGCAAGGUCACGGCGCCCCUGGAGUGCUCCUUCCUGCUGCUCAAGGGCCCGUACGAGGACGUGAAGAUCAGCCCCGUCAUCUACCACUUCGUCUUCACCAACGAGAGCAACGAGACGGACUACGUGCCGCUGCCCAUCGUCGACUCCGUGGAGUGCAACAAGCUGCUGGCCGCCAAGAACAUCAACCUGCGGCUCUUCCUGUUCCAGAUCCAGAAGUAGGGGCGCCGCGCACGCGCGCGCCCCCCACGCCUGCCCGGCGGUGGCUUCGCAGCGCCGUCGACCCUCGGCCACGGAGGAGGAGGAACCAAGCGAACCUUGGGACGUCUGCAUGCGUGUGCGAAGGUGUGCGUGCCCACGCCUCGCCCUCCGCCCCACCUGCCCCCCCAUCCCGGGCGCUGGAGGCUGGCCCCCCCCACCCCCCCGCAGAGGAGAUGCUGCCUGGGGACCGAGAGGCGCGGUGUGGCCAGGCCCAGCGGCCCGCCCGGCCCCCGUCGUGCAGGGGGUCAGGCCUACUCUGCGCCUCCUCAUGCCGGGCUGCAAGCGGCUCCUGGGCCGGGCUCGGGGGCGCUGACCUCAGACGGCAUAUUUGAUUGCAAUUAAAAAGGCACCCUUGUUUCCUA